AUGAUAUUAUGUAUAAUAUCCACAAGAUGUAGUCAACUAACAGUUGGCGACUGUGGCACAGAGGCCAGGCGUCCACAGGUCAGUGACAUCUCUGUGAGCUGUGGCACCUCAUCCAUUGGUUUGGCGAUUCAGAUCUGCCCGGUCAUCUACACCGGCUACAAUGACACCCUGCUGAUCCUGAACCACAUGGUGGAACCGGCCUGUAGAGCAACCCUCGAUGAUUCUGUGACUCCACCUGUGGCUCGCUUUAACUUCCCUCUGAACAUGACCCAUGCCUGUGGGAGCAUUUUCAGGACCACCAGCGCUGCAGGGACGGGGGUAUUCUCUGACUUUUCAAACAUCCAGACGGUCAACAUCAGCGGGGUCGUUCGGUCCGUCGAUCCUACAACAGGCACCAUCACUUACAAUGCUGAGCUGAAGUACUAUUACUCCUGUGCCUACCCCUUAGAGUACCUGGUCAACAACACCCAGAUUGAUGUGUCAGCCUCCUCUAUUGCUAUCAAGGACAACAAUGGGAGUUUCAUCAGCACCUUGAGCAUGGAGCUCUUCAAAGACUCCAACUUUACCCGACCACUGGCCAUACCAGAUCUGGGGAUUGAGCUGAGGACCAGCAUUUAUGUCGAGGUAAAGGCCACUAACUUGACAGGGCAGUACAAUGUGCUGCUGGACCGGUGUUAUGCCUCCAUCUCCCCACUGCCUUCCAACUCCAGCUUCUUCAACCUCUUCGUCCCGUGCUCAAAGGAUCAGUUCACCAACAUGAUCGAAAACGGAGACAGCCAGAGCGCCCGCUUCCGCUUCCCGGCUUUCCGCUUCAUCGAGCAGGAGAACGAGACCGUGUCCACUUACUACCUCCACUGCAUCACCCGGCUGUGUGAAAUCAGCACCUGCAGCGCCUUCAAGCAGUGCAACAACCGAAGGAAGAGGAGCACACUGGACACAUCUGAAUCCGGCAUCAGUCAGACUUACACCAUCAGCUCCUCUGAGAUCGUCACCAAAGCCGACACCAGCGAAUCUAAAGAGAAGCCCAUCUACGCUGAGGAAGAGGACGACUCUGCUGUCGGGCUCGGUGUGGCUGUUGGUGUCCUCGCCUUCGCUUGCAUUAUUGCCCUCGGUGUUUCAGCCAUGUUUUACAAAAGGCUCAGGAACUAA
Notolabrus celidotus (New Zealand spotty) is the source of this 1149-nucleotide messenger RNA. RefSeq names its product zona pellucida-like domain-containing protein 1. The record is from RefSeq and is a predicted model, not a curated record. The coding region runs from base 1 to 1149 and encodes 382 amino acids. Lineage: Eukaryota; Metazoa; Chordata; Actinopteri; Labriformes; Labridae. Gene Ontology annotation, cellular component: cell surface. The transcript has a single exon.